AUGGCCCUCCUCCACUGGAAAGCAACACUUGCAAGCCCACUACUGCAGAUGAGUUCUUGGCAGGAAAACACCAGCCCCUGCAACUGGACGGGCAUCAUGUGCACGGCUGUUCAACAUGGCCGCCGCAUGCCCUGGGUGGUGACCAACAUCUCCCUGCCAAAUGCUGGCAUCCAUGGCCAGCUUGGUGAGCUCAACUUCUCAGCUCUUCCAUUCCUCACAUAUAUUGACCUUUAUAACAAUAGUCUCCAUGGUGCACUACCCGCUAGUAUCAGCUCCCUGUCUACACUUUUGAAACAUACCCUUCAGCAGAACCAGUUCACAGGGAAAAUUCCUCAUGAGAUUGGUGACCUGCAAAGUCCCAUUCCUGAGGAGAUUGGAAGGCUUGUCAACCUACAACUUCUGCAGCUAAGCAGCAACAACAUAAGCGGCAUGAUACCAAAAAUCAUUGGAAAUAUGACCGAACUGAAUGUUUUGGACCUGUUUGGUUCUCUUCCUAAAGAACUAGGAGAUCUCAUCAACCUUGUUGAAUUUGAAGUACUAGAAGAACUAAGACUCGACUCUAAUCAUCUGAGUGGUGAGAUUCCACCAGAAAUCUACACUUUAGCAAACCUAUAUGGACUAAACAUGUCAUCAAACCAAUUAUCUGGAUCCAUACCUACACAAAUAGAAAAGCUAAGCAAUCUAGGAUACCUUGAUAUAUCUGGGAACAGACUGAGUGGAUCAAUACCUGAGGAACUAGGGGCCUACACAAAACUACAGUCCUUGAAGAUCAACAACAACAACUUCAGUGGGAAUUUGCCUGGUGCGAUUGGAAAUUUAGCAAGCCUACAAAUCAUGUUAGAUGUAAGCAACAAUAACCUCAGUGGAGUGUUGCCACAUCAACUUGGGAAGUUGCAGAUGCUAGAACUUCUGAAUUUAUCACAUAAUCAGUUCAGUGGCAGCAUUCCCUCCUCCUUUGCAAGCAUGGUGAGCCUUUCAACACUUGACGUGUCCUACAACAAAUUGGAAGGACCGGUCCAACAGCACAGCUACUCCACAAUGCCUCGAUUAGCAUUUGACGAUAUUGUAAGGGCAACAGAAGACUUCGAUGAUAAGUACAUCAUUGGAACAGGAGGAUACGGCAAAGUCUACAAUGCACAACUUCAAGACGAGCAGCUGGUUGUUGUGAAGAAGUUUCAUCAGAUCGAAGAAGAGUUGGAUGAUGAAAGAAGAUUUCGCAGUGAAAUGGAAAUUUUAUCACAGAUCCGACAACGAAGCAUUGUCAAAAUGUAUGGAUUCUGCUCCCAUACAGUGUAUAAGUUUCUCGUCUAUGAGUACAUUCAGCAGGGAAGCCUCCACAAGACAUUGGAAAAUGAGGAGCUAGCAAAGGAAUUGGAUUGGCACAAGAGAAUUGCUCUUGUAAAUGAUGUGGCUCAAGCAAUAUCUUAUUUGCACCAUGAAUGCAGUCCACCUAUAAUCCAUCGAGAUAUCACAAGCAACAACAUCUUACUUGAUACAUCCUUCAAGGGUUUUGUCUCGGAUUUCGGCACAACAAGGAUUCUUAAGCCCGAUUCAUCAAAUUGGAGUGCAUUAGCAAGAACAUAUGGCUACAUAGCUCCUGAACUGUCAUACACAUCUGUUGUAACAGAGAAAUGUGAUGUCUAUAGCUUUGGUGUGGUUGUGCUAGAGCUAGUGAUGGGGAAGCAUCCAAGGGAUCUAUUAGACGGUAGUUUGUCGAGCGGGGAACAAGCUAUGCUGGUAAAAGAUAUUCUAGACAACCGGCCGACAACACCAACAGCAACAGAAGAGAAUAGCUUAGCUCUGCUCAUCAAGCUGGCUUUUUCUUGCUUGGAAUCUUCUCCACAAGCAAGGCCAACCAUGCGGGAGGCAUACCAAACACUCAUCUAG
Molecule: messenger RNA, 1887 nt
Organism: Aegilops tauschii subsp. strangulata
Lineage: Eukaryota; Viridiplantae; Streptophyta; Magnoliopsida; Poales; Poaceae
Source: RefSeq, a predicted model, not a curated record